Molecule: messenger RNA, 260 nt
Organism: Striga hermonthica
Lineage: Eukaryota; Viridiplantae; Streptophyta; Magnoliopsida; Lamiales; Orobanchaceae
Source: the annotation of a GenBank genome assembly
GUAUAACUCCCACAUACGACCAAAGAAUUCUUCGAGCCAAAUUGUGAGAUCCUUUUUGUCCAACGUGUGUGAGGACUUGGAAUCCGGAAGUGCUCCCAUAACAAAUGUGGCGGACUUUAUUGCUUCCAAAGAGCAAAAGUUGUUUUGGAUUCACGGGACCAUAAUAAAUCAUGCCCAACAUGUGUUCGAAAAGUCGAACACAAAGGUGCACAAUUUUGGUGCAACUACUGCAAGCAUGAUGUUCCCUUUUCAAUACUUAG